AUGUACUGCGGGACUAUCAAUCUUACAGGUCAAGAUACCAGUACGAAUAUUGCGCUGUUGAUUGCAGCUGAUGAAUUAUGUCUUAAUGAUUUAUGUUCAUACAUUGAAGAAGAGCUUCUUAAAUAUAAAGCGUUGUUAAAACAUAACUUCGUCCUUAUUCAUCAAGUCACAAAUCAAUACAGUCAUUUUACAAAAUUAUUCCAGUUCCAUCAAGAUAACUUUCAACAAGAUCCUUCUUUAAUUUUCAAAGCUAAGGAUUUCACAACUAUUAAGCAUGAUGUGCUUCUUGAUAUAUUGAGAUCUAAUCAUUUAUUGAAACCAAUUGAAGUUUGGGACAAACUUAUAGAGUGGGCAAUUGCACAAACGAAUGGAUUACCGUUGGAGAUCACAAAGUGGACCUCUGACAAUGUUUCUACUUUUGGGAACAUUAUUCAACCAUUUAUCCCACAUAUUGAUUUUAAAGAAAUUCAUCCUUCUGAUUUCUUUCAAAAGAUUAAACCCUUUAAAAGCAUUUUUAAUAUUGAAUUUUAUGUUAAACUCCUUGAAUAUUAUUCUUUUAACGAUAAUAGCCAUUCAAGACAUAAAAUGAAUAUUGAUUCUAAAAUUAUUGAUUCUGAACAAGCCUUUUUGCUUGCUAAUUUUAUUAAAUUAAUGAAAAAAGAAGUCCUUAAUACUUUUAUGAAAUUUGAGUUGCUUGUACGCGGAAGCAGAGAUGGUUUUGAUGUUAAAACUUUUCAUGAAAAUUGUAGUAAUAAAGGACCUACCAUUACUAUUGCUUGCGUUAAAGAUACUAAUGAAAUACUCGGAGGAUUUAAUCCAUACAGUUGGGGAUUUGAAGCUGAAGUUACUGUUUCCCCUACUCCCUUCACUUUGCAUCAUCCUGUUUCUGGAUGUGAUAAAGAAAGUUUUAUUUUUUCAUUAGAUAGAAAUAAUCUAGAAAAUUCCAUAUUUAGUAAAGAAAGUAAAGCAUUUAAUUUCAUGUCAGAAUAUGGUCCAAAUUUUGGUACGUCUGAUUUAUGUUUACUCGUUAAUUCCACCAACAAAGGUCAAUGUCAUAAGAAAAAUUACGAAAAGUUAAUUAAAAAUUAUGCGGGAACUUUUGAAAUAAGUGAUUAUGAAGUUUAUCAAGUUCAGUUGACCCGGAAAAACGUAUGUGAAGGGGUUAGGAGGAAUGGGUAUAGGAGGGAGAGGGGGAGGGUGUACGUUAGGGGUGGUUAUAGAACUUAA
Funneliformis caledonium is the source of this 1227-nucleotide messenger RNA. The record is from the annotation of a GenBank genome assembly. Lineage: Eukaryota; Fungi; Glomeromycota; Glomeromycetes; Glomerales; Glomeraceae.